CUGUGUAUCGCAGUGUGUGUUUGCGCUCAGAUUGAAGAUGAUGGAAGUGUCCGUAUGUUUCCUCCUGCUGCUCAGCCUCGCCCUCCAACCCUCUGAUGCUGCUGGACCAGGCAGCUGUGUGGGCCGCUGUGGGGAGGUGUUCACCAGAGGCCAGCAGUGUACCUGUGACUUCAGCUGCCUCAGACACAACGAGUGCUGCCAGGACUUCCAGGCUGCCUGCACCACAGAUCAGUCCUGUCAGGGUCGCUGUGGGGAGACGUUCAGCCGCGGCCGGGUGUGUGAGUGUGAUGCACAGUGCAGCCAGUAUAGCACCUGUUGUCAUGACUACCAGCUACACUGCGAUGCCGGUGUGUCAGGCUCUCUCUCCAGGACGGCACAGCCUCUGAGAGCUGCUGCGACAGGAAAUGGGAGACCAGGUAGGGAGUGGGGAGACUCCAACAGUGAGAGUGAGGAAUGGUACUCAGCGAAGGGCCCCUGCUCCCGGUACCCCAGGGGUCAGUGUCCGGGGUCCAUCAGACAGCUGACUGCCAGCUCCUCUGGCCGAGCUCCUGCUGCACCGACCAAUCAACCACAACAGGGACUCCUUGCUGAUGGGACCCUCUGCAGUGAUUCUCCCAUCGAUGGACUGACAGCUCUCAGCAAUGGGACCGUUCUGAUAUUCAAAGGUGAGCUGCUGUGGUCAGUGGACCCCGUCAGUCGCUCAGUGGGGGGUCCUCAGAGGAUCACACACACUCUGGGUGUGUCCUCUCCCAUCGACACAGUGUUCACACGCUGCAACUGCCACGCACACACCUACAUCAUCAAGGGGGAUCAGUUCUGGCGUCUGGAUGGGAACAUGGUGAUGGAGCCAGGUUACCCCCGACCUCUGACCUCUGAGUUCCCCGGGCUGACAGGAAGUAUCCGCGCUGCGCUGGCAGUCCCCGCCACCAGGAGCUCACCGGAGAGUGUGUACUUCUUUAAGAGCGGAGACAUCAUGCAGAGGUUCAGUUUCCCAGCAGGCAGUGCGCCCUCCUGCAGCAAACCCCCCAGCACCCCCCCGAAGACACGCUUCACUCGCCAGGCCGGUCUUCUGGGGGCAGAGGUCAACAUCAGAGUGUCUCUGAAGGGGUUCCCCUCCCCCGUCACCUCCGCCCUGUCCCGCCCUCAGAGGGGGGGGCUGUUCGAGCACUACGUCUUCUCUGGACCUCUCUUCUUCAGCGUCCACAUCUCAGGGGACCUGCUGGUGCUGACCACACCUCCCCCCCCCCGCAGCCCCGGCCCCCCCCGCCAAUCCUCAGCCCUGUUGUGUACAGCGACUUCACCAACAUGGCCGAUCAGAAUGCUAACACGCCCCCCCCAGCUAACUCCAUCAGAGUGUGGCUGCGCUGUCCCUGACAUCCUGACGUCCUGCUCUGGUAUUAUAACCACAAUAUUUUCAAAGCACUAA
Messenger RNA from Trematomus bernacchii (emerald rockcod), 1426 nucleotides. RefSeq names its product proteoglycan 4-like. The transcript has 12 exons. The coding region runs from base 38 to 1426 and encodes 462 amino acids. NCBI's taxonomy places the organism in Eukaryota, Metazoa, Chordata, Actinopteri, Perciformes, Nototheniidae. The record is from RefSeq and is a predicted model, not a curated record. Gene Ontology annotation, biological process: immune response. Gene Ontology annotation, molecular function: scavenger receptor activity; polysaccharide binding.